ACGUGAUUUUGCCAUGUUAUUUGUUUCGCCGAUAUGGAACACCGUGGAGAUCCUGGUGCUGUCCAGUAUGGAAACUUUAUGAACUAUUACCAAUUCAAUUCGGCUUCCGAACGUGUGAAACUGCUGCCCGCAAAAGAAAUCUGGGAUCCAUCGGCAAAUGAUUAUACAAAAGACGUGAAUAAGAAACCCUACUUGGUCUUGGAUGUUGGCUGCAAUAGUGGAGUCUUUACAAGAUUAUUGCAUGGCUUUCUGGAGGAACAACUAAAACGACCAGUGUAUAUCCUUGGUGUGGACAUUGAUGAACGACUUGUGGAACGAGCUAAAGCUGAAAACACAGUUGAGGAUAAAAUAAGCUACUCCCGCGCAGAUAUACUCAAUGAGAAUGAUUUCAAGACUAUAUUUAAUUAUCUUCGGCAACAUCAGCAUGAUAAAUUCGAUGCCAUUUGCUGUUAUUCCAUUACCAUGUGGAUACAUUUGAAUCACCAUGACGAGGGCUUGCAGCAAUUCCUGCGUACGCUAUCACAGCUGGCUCGACUUUUUGUGGUUGAACCACAGCCCUGGAAAUGCUAUCAAACAGCUGAACGCCGCCUGAAGAAAGCUGGAGAAGUGUUUCCACUCUUUUUGCAGCUCAAAUGGCGUUCCGAUGUGGAGCAACAAAUUGAAAUGUAUAUGGAACAGGCCUUGGAUCGACGAAAAGUAUUCGAAUCAACUCCCACAAAAUGGCAAAGACGCAUCUGCUUUUAUCGGUGAUCAAGAAUAUAAUGAUUCCUCUAAGAUGUGAUACAUAUGUAUGUA
Messenger RNA from Drosophila willistoni, 795 nucleotides. RefSeq names its product probable RNA methyltransferase CG11342. Gene Ontology annotation, biological process: negative regulation of pre-miRNA processing; miRNA metabolic process. The record is from RefSeq and is a predicted model, not a curated record. Bases 34 to 750 code for a protein of 238 amino acids. The transcript has a single exon. Lineage: Eukaryota; Metazoa; Arthropoda; Insecta; Diptera; Drosophilidae. Gene Ontology annotation, molecular function: O-methyltransferase activity; RNA methyltransferase activity. Gene Ontology annotation, cellular component: cytoplasm.